UCAGAGGUGCAGUUCGUUCAUGUCUUAAAUGAGAUGAAUACUACCCGAGAGCGGAGGAGAGACGCAAGCCAUGUGAUGUGGAUGGUGGUGUUUUGGACGGGGAUUUCUCUGCGUCAUGGCGGUGACGGCCGGCAGUGAAAAAUGGAGUGAACGACAUGCAAGCACGAAGUUUACAGUGGCCACGAGGAAGAAAGACGUUUGGCAGUUUGCGAGUGAAAAGGAAGCGGAGGCUUACUUGGGAUUGGAUGCCCACCACAUCCUUGUCCUCCUCCUCGGCCACUGCUUCCGCUGAUUACUGUUUCCAUUGAUGGCCACCUACUGUUUUUGUACCACAUGCCGCCAUCGGUUUCCUCCCUGUUCUGCUUCUGCCUCAUCAUUUUGCCCUGCAGAGUUCCCAAAACGCAUCACGCUGGCUGUGGUGGUGGUUGUGGAGUUUCUUUCCCCGGUUCUACAUUUCUGGAUAAUCAAGGAGGGCUCUUGUGGCAUUCCAAUCCUUGAGUAAAGCUUUCUAUUAGGUAUUAACAGAGACUGGUGAAAGGAUACCAUAUAUCCUCAGAGCACCUUUAAAGUAAAGAAUGAAUACAACUAAGGUGAAGCGUCGAGUGGGCAAAUAUGAGCUAGGACGUACUAUCGGGGAAGGAACCUUUGCAAAGGUUAAAUUUGCAAGGAACAUUGAGACUGGGGAACCUGUUGCCAUCAAGAUUCUUGACAAGGAGAAGGUGCUCAAGCACAAGCUAGUAGAACAGAUCAAGCGGGAGAUUGCCACUAUGAAGUUAAUAAAGCAUCCCCAUGUUGUUCGCAUCUAUGAGGUGAUGGGUAGCAAAACAAAAAUCUUCAUUGUACUUGAAUUUGUCACAGGGGGAGAGCUCUUAGACAAAAUAGUAAACCAUGGCCGGAUGAGGGAGGAUGAAGCACGGAGAUAUUUCCAACAACUAAUUAAUGCUGUGGACUAUUGCCAUAGCAGGGGAGUUUACCACCGUGAUCUGAAGCCAGAAAACUUACUCCUUGAUGCUUACGGGAACCUGAAAGUUUCAGAUUUUGGCUUAAGUGCUCUAUCUCAGCAAGUCAGGGAUGAUGGCUUGCUUCAUACUGCCUGUGGUACUCCAAAUUAUGUUGCUCCAGAGGUUCUCAAUGAUAGAGGUUAUGAUGGAGCAACUGCAGAUUUAUGGUCAUGUGGAGUCAUCCUAUUUGUACUGUUAGCAGGAUACUUGCCUUUUGAGGAUUCUAAUCUUAUGACCUUGUACAACAAAAUUUCAGCUGCUGAGUUUACAUGCCCAUCUUGGCUUUCUUUUGAUGCCAUGAAAUUAUUGUCCAGAAUACUGGAUCCAAAUCCAGUGACACGUAUAACUAUUCCAGAGAUAUUGAAGGAUGACUGGUUCAAGAAAGGCUACAAGCCCCCUGUGUUUGAGGAAAAAUAUGAUGCAAAUUUGGAUGAUGUGGAUGCCGUUUUCAAAGACUCUGAAGAACAUCAUGUGAAGGAGAAGGAAGAACAACCAACAUCAAUGAAUGCCUUUGAACUGAUAUCGAUGUCAAAGGGCCUUGAUCUUGGCAAUUUGUUUGACGUAGAACAGGAAUUCAAAAGGGAAACAAGAUUUACAGCAACAUGUCCAGCCAAUGAAAUUAUCAGCAAGAUUGAGGAAGCUGCAAAACCACUUGGAUUUGAUGUUCAGAAAAAGAAUUACAAGAUGAAGCUGGAAAACAUAAAAGCUGGGAGGAAAGGGAAUCUCAAAGUCGCAACUGAGAUUUUUCAAGUGGCACCCUCUCUUCAUAUGGUAGAGGUGCGAAAAGCGAAAGGAGACACUUUGGAAUUCCAUAAGUUCUAUAAGAAUCUCUCUAACAGCCUCAAGGAAGUUGUUUGGACAUCCGAGGAGGAAGCGCAAGACCAAGCUGCUUAGAAACAGAAACUGCAUUAAAACACCAGUAUAUUCUGUUCAUCGCCCUUCUCUCUCUCUCUCUCUCUCUCUCUCUCUCUCUCUUCAGGUGGUUUACAACCUAAUCCUGAAUGUUAGCAUGUUUUCCCUCUGUAAUUCUUUCAUUGCCUUAAGUCUACUGUGAUUGUCAAUGUUGACGAUGGACUCCACCAUUUCUUCAUUUCUUUCGAAGGUGUGUUGUCCUGCUUAUUGUCAGAGGAAAGCAAGGACUUCUGCUGUUGGUAUUGUACUCUUUAUAUCUCAUAUAAAAACCAAAGCACUUCUUUCUACAACCA
Messenger RNA from Musa acuminata subsp. malaccensis (wild Malaysian banana), 2206 nucleotides. RefSeq names its product CBL-interacting protein kinase 32. Gene Ontology annotation, biological process: signal transduction; protein phosphorylation. The record is from RefSeq and is a predicted model, not a curated record. NCBI's taxonomy places the organism in Eukaryota, Viridiplantae, Streptophyta, Magnoliopsida, Zingiberales, Musaceae. Gene Ontology annotation, molecular function: protein serine/threonine kinase activity; ATP binding.